AUGCCACCCCAAGAAACACCACAAGUGGACCCAGUCCCCAGUGGGGUCCUAUUCGAGACUGACACCCAAACAGCUGAUCUGGGACUAGACAAAGACGUUUCAGUGCUGAAGAAAGCGACGCCCCGAAAACAUCAGCUCGUAUGGGGGAAUAUAAUCUGGUUUCUUUAUUUGCACAUCGCCUCUUUGUACGGGAUUUAUUUGGUAUUCACAUCAGCGAAGUGGCAGACUAAUGUUUUUGCAUUCUUAGUCCAUUUAAUGUGCGCCAUCGGCAUCGGCGCAGGGUCUCAUCGACUAUGGACACAUAGAAGUUACAAGGCCCGCACUCCUCUUAGAACACUUCUUAUGAUUUGGCAAACCAUGGGUUUCCAGGACUGCAUCUUUGAAUGGGCUCGCGAUCAUCGAACACAUCACAAAUACGCAGACACUGACGCUGACCCUCACAACGCUGAACGUGGCUUGUUCUUCUCACACAUGGGCUGGCUUUGCUGCAAAAAGAGCCCAGAAGUCAUUGAAGGUGGCAAGCGAAUCGAUCUUAGGGAUUUGUAUAACGAUCCUGUGGUUAUGUUCCAGAGGAAACACUACAUGAAGAUGAUGCCAAUUUUAUGCUUCGUAAUUCCAACAGUGAUCCCUGUGUACUUCUGGAAUGAGACUUGGCUUAAUGCUUUCAUGAUUCCAACCAUCCUGAGAUACACAAUUGGCAUCAAUGUCGUGUGGAGCAUCAAUAGUUUUGCGCACACUUUCGGAUACAGACCAUAUGAUAAAUCACUAAAUCCUCGUGAUAACAUCGCCACUUGGAUGAUCUGCGUGGAAGGGUUCCACAACUACCAUCACACCUUCCCAUGGGACUACAGGGCGACUGAAUACCCUCUAUGGAACAUGCUCACACCCACUAUCGUAUUCAUCGACAUGAUGGCUAAGAUUGGCCAAGCAUACGACCUCAAGAGCGUUACUCCUGAUAUCAUCAAGCAACGAGCGCAGAGAACAGGCGAUGGCACACAUUAUCUCUGGGGCUGGGAUGACCCUGAGUUUACUGAGAAACUGAAGGCCCAACUUGGAGUCGUUACAAACUGCGAAGACAGAAAAACCGCUUAAAAUCGUCAUCCGUCAAAAGACGAUCUGGCCCAACAGAAUGCUACCAAAGGAUCGUCUUCCUGCGGUCUUGGUUGAUCAUCAGUACCUCUUGUGGGCGUCAUCCACAACUUGCUAUAACUUAAUGAAUAAUCAGUACAGAGUACUAAAAAAACCGACCUCAAAAGUACGUGGAAUUACGUCUAUUUGCUAAGUUU
Hyposmocoma kahamanoa is the source of this 1286-nucleotide messenger RNA. RefSeq names its product acyl-CoA Delta(11) desaturase-like. Gene Ontology annotation, cellular component: endoplasmic reticulum membrane. Gene Ontology annotation, molecular function: stearoyl-CoA 9-desaturase activity; iron ion binding. The coding region runs from base 1 to 1092 and encodes 363 amino acids. Gene Ontology annotation, biological process: unsaturated fatty acid biosynthetic process. The record is from RefSeq and is a predicted model, not a curated record. NCBI's taxonomy places the organism in Eukaryota, Metazoa, Arthropoda, Insecta, Lepidoptera, Cosmopterigidae. The transcript is spliced from 6 exons.